GCGGUCUGCACGAAGAGCGGUGAGCGGGUUGCCAUCAAGUCUGUGCCAAAGCUGCCGGCCUCGGCAUCACGCCAGCUUCGGCGACGGGACAAGGAGAGACUGCAGCAAGAGGUCUCUAUCAUGAAGCUGGUGCAAAGGGGGGAGUAUGUAGUGAGGCUCCAUGAAACCUACGAAGACGAUGCCUUUGUGUACAUGGUCAUGGAGCUCUGCCAGGGCGGAGAACUCGUGUCCUUCCUGUUGGAACAAGGCACUCACAGCGAGGCUCAGGCAGUUCUGGUGAUGCGCCAGGUCUUCCAAGCCGUGGCCUACCUGCAUAGCUGUUCCAUCUGCCACCGGGAUCUGAAGCCAGAGAACCUUCUGCUGCUGCAUCGGCGGCCAAUCAAAGAGAACGUCGUGAAGGUGACGGAUUUCGGCCUCUCAGCACUUUGCCCUUCGGGCUCUGAGCUCCGUGGCACGAUGGGGACGCUGCCAUACAUGGCUCCGCAGGUGUUAAACGGCCGGUACGACUUGGCCGCAGACAUCUGGAGUUGUGGAGUAUUGACGUAUCUACUGCUCUGCGGCUACCCACCGUUCUGGCAUGACCAAGACCUUGCUCGAACGACUGCCGCAAUCAAGCGUGGCAACUUUGUGUUCGCGAACGAGGAUUGGUCGAUGAUCUCCCAGAAUGGGAGAGCGAUUGUCCGUGAGCUUCUGAAGAUGAAUCCGUCAGAACGCAUCACGGCAAGCAGCGCUUGCCAGCAUGCCUGGUUGACGGCCACGCCUCCAGCCGGUGCCCUCGACAGUUCGCUGUACCGACUCCGCCGCUUCAUGAAGGCGAUGAUCGCUACGCAGGUCGUGUCGGAGGACCCACUGGUGGGGAAAGCGCAGCCACAGACUGCGCUAGAGGCCUUCUUUGCUACUCUGGGCACCCCUUUGGCGGCAUGCAGCCCCUGUGUGGACGCUUGCUCCAGCCAGGGUCAGGUGCACUAUGUUCGUCACGGUCCCGGUGGCAUGGAAGACACACAGUUCAGCGUGGGCAAGCGAGUCUUGUACCAGUCCAUGACGCAUCGGGCAUGGCUGCCGACGGUGGUGGUGGACGUCAAUGACGCCGGUGACGUGGAGAUUGAGAUCAAGCCGCGGGUGUGGAUUGCUCCAGCUGAUCAGGCAAAGCUUCUGCGGCAGGCCUAA
Messenger RNA from Symbiodinium sp. CCMP2456, 1167 nucleotides. NCBI's taxonomy places the organism in Eukaryota, Dinophyceae, Suessiales, Symbiodiniaceae. The record is from the annotation of a GenBank genome assembly.